UUGAAAACUAAUCCUAAAUUGAAAAUUCUCCACAACUCGCUCACAAUCCAUACUUGUUUGUUUGUUCUUUCAGGGAGAAUUAUGAUAGCUAGUAGCAAUUUCAUAUCCUGCAAUUUCUCCUGUCUGAGAAUUACCAACAAAUCUUGUUCAAGAAGGAUAACCCCAUUAUUAUCAUCAUUUAUUAAACCGUAUGAUUUUCAAAGAGUCUCCAAAUUUUCAGCUUUUCUGAACAAUUACGAGGAGAAGAAGAAGAAGGGUCUUCUCCAAAUAUGUCAGAAUGCAUUCUACGUAAGGAGUACUAUACAAGACCCUGUACUUGUUCCUUUAAAGGAAAACGGUGGUAGGAGUGGCGGUAGUGGGGGCGAUGGUGGUGGUGAUGGGGGUGGAGAAGAGAGAGACUGGACGUCGUCGUUUUUGCUUUUUGCUUUCUGGGCUGGAAUCAUGUACUACGUUUUCUUCCUCUCACCCAACCAGACCCCGUCAUUGGACAUGUAUUUCUUGGAAAAACUCCUCAAUUUGAAAGGAGACGAUGGCUUCCAAAUGAAUGAAGUGAUUGUGGCUCUAUGGUACAUCAUGGGUUUAUGGCCUUUGGUAUACAGCAUGCUGCUUCUUCCAACUGGUAGAAGUUCAAAGGGAAAAGUUCCUGUUUGGCCAUUUCUCAUACUUUCAUGCUUUGGUGGUGCGUAUGUGCUUAUUCCCUAUUUUGUUCUCUGGAGACCACCAGCUCCACCCGUCGAAGAAACUGAAAUGAGAAGAUGGCCUCUAAAUUUUCUGGAAUCAAAGUUAACUGCAGCGAUUACAAUGGCUGCAGGGCUAGCUAUAAUCACUUAUGCCAGUUUAUCUGGUGUUGAUGCGUGGAAUGAAUAUUUCCAGUACUUUGGAGGAAGCAAAUUUAUACAUCUCACCUCUAUCGAUUUUAGCCUAUUAUCAGCAUUCGCUCCUUUCUGGGUAUACAAUGACAUGACUGCUCGAAAAUGGGAAGGAAAAGGUUAUUGGCUUCUUCCCUUGUCACUGAUUCCAUUCUUGGGUCCUUCUCUCUAUCUUCUCCUACGGCCAUCGCUAUCAGCAGCUCCAGUUUCACAAAGCCCAACAGUAUUAGACGAGAAAUGAUUUACAGAAUCUGCGCGUUCAAAAUCACUUGUACAAAGAAACAAUUACAAUACAAUUUGCACCUGUAAAAAGAUCUGAUCUAGUUAUUCAAGAGGGGCAAGCAAGGGAAGAUGGAUUGUCCAGAAAGUCAAGGUGCACCAGAGUAUAAUUGUCUUCUUAAAAAUGGCAGGUCUUGUUUAACAUUAUGUUCAAAUGAUUUGCACUUCUUGUUUAGUAGGCGAAACAAUAGAGCCAUCUGUUAAAUUAGCUUAUACAUGCAUAAAAAUAUUAAUGUGAAAUUAUUGACUGCCUCCUGAUACAAAAUCUGAAAAUCAUAUAAUCAAUUGUGUGA
Molecule: messenger RNA, 1441 nt
Organism: Olea europaea var. sylvestris
Lineage: Eukaryota; Viridiplantae; Streptophyta; Magnoliopsida; Lamiales; Oleaceae
Exons: 6
Coding region: 82-1110 (342 amino acids)
Source: RefSeq, a predicted model, not a curated record